Fomitiporia mediterranea MF3/22 is the source of this 3762-nucleotide messenger RNA. Its product is annotated as TPR-like protein. NCBI's taxonomy places the organism in Eukaryota, Fungi, Basidiomycota, Agaricomycetes, Hymenochaetales, Hymenochaetaceae. The coding region runs from base 1 to 3762 and encodes 1253 amino acids. Gene Ontology annotation, molecular function: protein binding. The transcript is spliced from 2 exons. The record is from RefSeq and is a predicted model, not a curated record. Gene Ontology annotation, biological process: cell division.
AUGAAGUACUCGGUGGACCUCGAUUUGAUUUGCGAUAGACUCUAUCAACUAGUCCUCAAACACCAGGAGCACUUUAAGGGAUCAGGAGAGCGGGAGGAACUUGACGCGUCCAUUUUCCAUGCUCGUAUUGCGCUUGGACUUCGUCCUAGAGGACAUGCCGAUCGCCCGAAGAUAUGCGGAAGUCUAGGACUUUCUCUCUGCCUGCGCAUGAAUCCAGGGGGAGAAAUGGAAGAUAUCGACCCAGAGGACAUCGAAGUUUUUCGUACUGCCUUGGAAAUUAUUCCAGAACACCAUUUCCUUCGUGGCAUGUUUCAGACGUUCCUUGCAAUGGCUUUGAGAAAGCGAUCUGAACUGUACCAGCACAGACAGACAGAGGACCUCUCUGAGGCCAUAGAGCUUAACUCUACUGCUCUAGCACUAUUCCCAGAAGGUCACCAUCUUCGUUCCGGGUGUGUUAGUAAUCUCGCAGGCCUCCUAGAGGCUCGAUUUCGACAAGAUAAACAAAUAGGGGACCUCGAUAAGGCCAUUGAACUUUAUCGUGAUUCUCUGAAGCUUCGCACACCCGCUCUGGAGCUUCAACCAGAACGCUAUCUCUAUUGGUCUUCAUUGUUGCAUGGCCUUGCACGUUCUCUGGAAAGUAGAUUUGAACAGAACGGACGGGUGGAGGACUUAGACGAGGCCAUCGGGCUUUUCUGUGCUGCUUUGGAUAUUCUCCCUACAAACCAUCCUAGGCGUUCCAUACUUCAGAAUGAUUUUGCAGCUUCCCUAAGAACCCGAUUUAAACUGCACCAUCAUAAAGAGACAGACUCCGAAGACCUCGAAAAGACCAUUGCACUAAACCGUGCAGCUCUGGAACAUUGCCCCAAAGGCCAUUCAGAUCAUUCCUCAUCUCUGAAAGAGCUUGCGAUCUCCCUGUUCACUCGGUUUAAUUGGCACGGACGGACAGAGGACCUUAACGAAGCCAUCACGCUUAACCGUGCUGCCCUGGAAGUUUGUCGUGAAGGCCAUCAUGAUUGUUACAUACAUUUGAACAACCUGGCAGCUUCUCUAAUUAAGCGAUUUACUCGGCUCGGCCAGAUAGUGGAUCUAGACGAAGCCAUUGAGCUUAACCGUGCUGCCCUAGACUGUCGUCCUGAUGGCUAUUCCGAUCAUUCCUCAUCUAUGAACAACCUUGCAGUUUCCUUGAUAACGCGAUUUAAACAGAAAGGACGGAUAGAGGAUCUCGACGAGGCCAUCGAGCUUCUCCGAUCUUCUCUGGAGUACUUCCCCAAGGCUCACCCUGAUCGUUCUUCGCUUCUAAAAAAUCUCGCAAGCUGCUUGUCCACUCGAUUUGGACAGCACUCACGGAUGGAGGACCUCGAGGAAGCUAUAGAACUGGAACGUGCUGCCCUAGAACUCUUAUCCGAAACCGAUCCUCUUCGUUCCUUAUGCAUGAAUGGUCUUGCUUGCAACCUUGCGAUUCGAUUUCAAUUUAUAGAGCAAAGUCGGGAAGUCGACCUCGACGAGGCCAUUGAGCUUCUCCGCGCUGCUCUGGAACUUGUUCCCAAAGGCCAUCCUAACCAUUCUAUGUAUCUGAAUAACCUUGCGAACUCCUUGAGAGUUCGAUUUGAACAACAUAACUGGAUAGAGGAUGUUGAUAAAGUCAUUGCGCUUCAUCGUGUUUCCACGACACUUUAUUCAGAAAGCCACCUUGAUCGCUCCGACUCUCUGAGUAGUCUCGGAUGUCCCCUGCAAAUGCAGCUUGAGCGUCAUGAACGGCUAGAAGACCUCAACGAGGCCAUUGCGCUUCAUCGUGCUGUCUUGGAACUUCAUCCAGAAGGCCAUCCUGAUCAUGCCAUGUCUAUGAGUAAUCUUGCACAUUCCUUGCAGAUGCGAUUCGAGCAGCAUGAACGGAUAGCGCGUCUCAAAAAGGCCAUUGCGGUUCAAAGUGUUAUGAUGGGACUUCAUCCAGACAGCCAUCCUGAUCGCUCUAUGUCUCUCAAUAGUCUCACACGUUUGUCAGUGCUCAGUGUUGAGGCGGUCAAAGUUACCUCUGGGGAGUCCUUGUCGGGUCUUGAGCAAGGAGGGACAGGAGAUCUCGAGGAGGCCAUUGAACUCCAUCGUGCUGCACUAGAACUUUGUCCAGAAGGUCAUCCCGAUCGUUCAGGAUCUUUGAAUCUCUUCCAUUUUCUGUUGUUCUCCCGAUUCAAUAAGUUUGGGCUCGUCGAGGAUUUUGAAGAAUGCGUACAAGUACUAGAAUCUGCUGCCGAACACGAAUUUUCUAGCUCUUUGAUCCGUCUCGAGUCAGCCUGUAUAUGGGCUACACUUGCUCACACCUAUGAUCACCCUACCACAUCUAAAGCUUACAAGCUCGCGAUGUUGCUUCUGCAGCGUGUUCUCAUUGCCAGUCCCACGCUUUAUGCACAGCACGACUUCCUCCGGGCCAGGCGGAAGGUGGACUUCAAAGCACUUACGUUAGACGCAGUAGCAUAUGCUAUAGAGGGAGAUCGGCUCGAAGAGGCUGUAGAGCUGCUCGAGCAAGGAAGGGGUUUGCUUUGGUCGCAGAUGCGCGGGUUCAGAACAACUGUAGAUCAGCUUAUGGAGACAAAUAAGGAGCUUGCAGAGAGGUUCAGAAGUAUCAGCUGUCAGCUAGAGAGCCUUGCAACGUCCUCCGAGGGUCUGGUGCCUGGUUUCAAAACAAACGACAGUGGAUCAGUUGCAUCGAAUGUAGAUACAGGGCAAAAGUGCUUUGACAGGAUGCUAAAGUUGAAGAGGCAGCUCUCUAAAGAGCAGGAGGAACUUAUCAACGAGAUUCGGCGGAUCCCAGGCUUCGAGAGCUUUCUAGCAGUGACACAAUUCAAAGUACUCCAGCAGGCGGCUUCGGAGGGACCGGUGAUUGUGAUCAACCAUAGUAUAUAUCGAUCCGAUGCGAUCAUCAUUCUCUCCCGCGAGGAUGUACCCAUCGUCUGCGUCCCAUUGGAUGCAGAGUUCUACGACGACAGCAUUGAAUUGUACACGGAGCUCCUGACAACGAGGAUCCGGUUCACUGCAAACUCGACUGAGUAUAACAGGAAGCUUGUCGGAGUAAUGAAGAUGUUGUGGGAUAGGGUUGUCUCCAAAGUUGUUGACAAGCUGAAGGACUACAGGAUCGCGGAAGGAUCGCGAAUAUGGUGGUGUCCUACCUCAGUGCUGUCUGCGCCCCCUUUCCACGCGGCAGGCCCAUUCGAAGAUACAAACGGCACUCCUAAAUAUCUAUUAGACGAAUACAUCUCGUCGUAUACUCCAACACUCGGAGCACUCAUCAAUGCACGAUCGGGUGGAAAUGGAGGAGAACCGACACUUGCUUGCUAUCAGGGAUACCUCACUUCGGUCAGCGAAACAGGAGGUUUCCAACAUCCGAAAUUGUGGGAUAAGGUGUCCGACCGUGGGCUGACUUUACUCGAUAUUGUCCGCGCCAAUCUUCCGGACGCAGAGUUCGCGUUUCUUUCCGCCUGCCAUACUGCUGAACAACCGCAUGGUGGCGCCCACGACGAAGUACUCCAUCUCGCUGCGGCGAUGCAGUUCUCUGGCUUUCGAAGCGUGAUUGGAUCGAUGUGGGAGCUGCUUGACGAAGAUGGGCCUUUUUUCGCCAAGACUGUUUACGGGCACAUGCUCGACUGUGACGAGGACGAGGCGAGGUUUAAGCGGGCAGCUGCCGGGCUUCGCAAAGCGGCUGUAGAGUUGAGAGCGCGAGACGGCAUUCAGACUGAGAGAUGGGUCAACUUGAUUCACAUAGGCGUUUGA